GCGGCGGCGGCGGUGGCGGUGACCGCGGUGGCGCUGGCGGUGUUGGCCUGGCGGCGGGCCCGGCCCGUGCGGGAGGUGUUGUUCUUCCCUUCGCGGCCCUGCUGCAUCGAGGCGCUGCUGGCCGAGGCGGCCGAGCCCGGGGCGCCCGCCCGGCCCUGCCCGUGCCCGCUGCCGAGCGGCGACACCGCCCUGAGCCGCCUCGUGCGCCGCCUCCUCUCCGCCCGCCGCUCGCUCGACCUCUGCCUCUUCUGCUUCUCCUGCCCGCAGCUCGCCCGCGCCGUGCAGCUGCUGCACCGCCGCGGGGUCCGCGUCCGCCUCGUCACGGACGCGCAGUACAUGGGGCUGCACGGCUCCCAGAUCGGCCGCCUGCGCCACGCGGGGAUCCAGGUGCGCCACGACCAGCACAGCGGGUACAUGCACCACAAGUUCGCCAUCGUGGACCGGAGGAUGCUCAUCACAGGCUCCCUCAACUGGACCACGCAGGCCAUCCAGAGCAACCGGGAGAAUGUGCUGGUCGUGGAGGACGCCGAGUAUGUCAAGGCUUUUCAGGAUGAGUUUGAAAGGAUUUGGGAAGAGUACAAUCCCACCAAUUACAGUUUUUUUCUCAAAGGCAAUAAAUGAUUGAGCUGCCUUACAGGGCUAGUGGAGCAUGGUAACACCCACAGAUUUUAUUAUUAUGUAUAGACAUCAUUGUUUUGUCCAUCUGGGUGUAACUUUGGUAAACAUCUCCAGAGAAGUGUUCUCUGCCCUAAAAUGCCACAGAUCCCUUGCUGUGGGUCAUUCCUGUGCUAGAGGGAAUGACACAACUGUUUGGUUGUGAGGGUUACAGGCAUAGAGCUGCAUUCACAGGCAUUAAAACUUUGGGCAGGCUCGUUGCUGAGUCCUGGUGCAGACCAGGUGUGUUCACACAGUGCUGGGCACGUGUUUCAGUGGUAAAAGGAAAGUUUUCCAGCGUGGGAUAUGGAAUGGAAUUGUAGCCAAUGCCAAAUGGAAUUGUAGCCCAAGGGCUCCUCUACACCAGUAACUAAAGGAGAGAUAAAAGGGCUACAGCAGUUACGAGCUUCUAUAGAUUAAGUGCCUCAGUUAUAUUCCCUGUUGGCAUUAAUUGUUGAAAGUUUGUCAAAGGAAAUUUGUGGGAAAUAGCAAAAAUGUUAAAGUUUUGAUUGUGCAUGUUUCCUUUGGUUAAAGGCUAGCAGAGCUCCAGUGUAAAAGCAUGAGCACAGAUAGUAAUGACAGCUUCUCUUCCAGCAAGGAAGUGUAGGGAAGUCUGGAAGAAAAUGAGAGAAACAGUUCUUUGGGAUAAGUGUUUGUCUGGAGAGCAGACAUGGCUGCAGUUGGGUCAUCCACUUCAGGAGAGGUCUGGAAACCCUGGUUCUUUCAGGUGUUGGGAUGCCAUGCCAUGGUCUGUGCCCUCUCCUGGCAGCACCAGGCUGGGGACAGUGAGGGGAGGGAGGCGGCAUCUCCAUCCCUGCAACUCAGGGUGGAACAAAGAUGAUGUAAACCUGAGUAUUUCAAACUCUAAAUAAUGUCUGUGUAAUAAUUGUUUUAUACUAAAUAGAAAGUGCCUUAAUAGUUCUCCAAAUUGAUAUUCUGUUACCAGUUUUGUUACUAGUAGUGCUGCGAUUGGCACUGUUAAAUAAAGCAUUUUCACAGAAAACAUCAA
This is a messenger RNA of Corvus hawaiiensis (hawaiian crow), 1663 nucleotides long. RefSeq names its product phospholipase D family member 6 (gene PLD6). The transcript has 2 exons. Gene Ontology annotation, biological process: piRNA processing. Gene Ontology annotation, cellular component: mitochondrion. Lineage: Eukaryota; Metazoa; Chordata; Aves; Passeriformes; Corvidae. Gene Ontology annotation, molecular function: RNA endonuclease activity producing 5'-phosphomonoesters, hydrolytic mechanism. The record is from RefSeq and is a predicted model, not a curated record. The annotation marks the transcript as partial.